Molecule: messenger RNA, 3019 nt
Organism: Spirometra erinaceieuropaei
Lineage: Eukaryota; Metazoa; Platyhelminthes; Cestoda; Diphyllobothriidea; Diphyllobothriidae
Source: the annotation of a GenBank genome assembly
AUGCUGCAACUGGGAAUAAUUCGACACUCCGAGAGCCCUUGGGCGUCCCCACUGCACAUGGUGCCCAAGGCAACAUCAGGCGACUGGCGACCUUGUGGCGAUUAUCGAGCCCUCAACAGCGGUACCAUUCCUGAUCGAUACCCCGUGCCUCAUCUUCAGGACCUUGUUGGAGCCCUUUUCGGCAAAGCGGUCUUCUCGAAGAUUGAUCUGGUGCGUGCUUUUCAGCAGGUUCCACUCGCGCAUGAAGACAUCCCAAAACCAAUAUAAGCGAAGAGACGAGUCCCAGGAAGCAGUCUUGAAGAAGAAGACACGAUCGCCUGGACAAGAGCUUUAUUAGCCUGACGUUUUGGAAGGUGUCGGCCGCCUUCUCGCAUCACUUGGGUUUGGAGAUGCACACAGGCCGAAGGCAACCAUCAGGCGUCGUUUAAUGAAACCAAAAGACCCACUGCCACGGUAAGAAACGUCUGGAGUUGUUAAUCGGAUCUGGUGCACUUGCGGACUAAGCACCUAUGUCGGAGAAACCGGAAGACAGCUCCGAACGUGAAUGGCCGAACACGCUGCAGCAGUGCGGAGAAAUGACGUCAGCUCUCAAGUUGCGGCUCAUUCGACGGGUUCCGGCCACACAUUCAAAUUUGACGAGGCCGAAAUUCUCGCAAGAGGUGACAACCACGUGAGCCGGGAGCUGCUUGAGUCAUGGUUUACUGGCCCCCAGUCUAUUAACAAGUGCAAUGAUCUUCCUAUUCAAUACGGCGUGCUGAGACUUCGUCUAGGCGGAGUAAUUGGCCACGCGGGGAGCGCACUCGUGAACACUCCUCCCAACACCGGGGUAGAUGCGUCAGAUGGUCGAGCAAUGAUCACACCAACAUCCAACGCACGUGAUGAAAUUGCAGCAAUUAACGACGCGAAUAUCGGCCAUCACGCCACGUGCAACGAUCCCUGAUGAAGGGAAGAGAGCCGUGAAUAUUCAUAGGUAUGCGGUAGCAUGGCUACUGCAUCCUAUAAAUACUGCAGCCGCAUGUGCACGAAACACCCUUAUUUGCUUAUGUCUCUGAUGAUGGAUUCGAGCAGGAAUCCGAAACGUCAGGCUAAUAAAUCUCUUGUCCCGGCGAUCGUGUCUUCUUCUUCAACAUCCCUAAAACCGCCGUCACCACACCCUUCGGUCUCUUUGAGUUCAUCCGCAUGCCCUUCGGUCUUCGUCAUGCCGCCCAAACGUUCCACAGGUUCAUCGACCAUGUCUUGCGUGGCCUACCUUUUGUGUGCGGCUACAUUUAUGACCACUGGUGGCCAGCCGGAAUGAAGAAGAACUCAAAGACCAUCUUGUCUUGGUGUUUGACCGCCUUAAGAAGUUUGGAGCCGUCAUAAACCCCUCCAAGUGCGAGUUGGGUGUGCCUUCGCUCGAGUUCCUCGGCCAUCAGGUCGACUCUGAAGGUUUGCGUCCCCCGCCCUCCAACGUUGAAGCAGUUCGUAAUUUUCCUCAUCCAUUUUCCAAGCGUCAGUUAUAGCGAUUACUCGGCAUGGUAAAUUUUUACCGUCGGUUCCUACCGAACUGUGCCGACAUCAAGCUGCCGCUCACCAACAUGCUUUCUGGUCCCAAAGGUCCCCUCGAGCUGACUGGUGAAGCACUGGCUGCUUUUGAGAAAAUCAAGAAUUCCCUGGCCGAUGCCACCUUACUCACGCAUCCCGCUCUCAACGCUCUGUUGUCCCUGAUGGUAGAUGCUUCGACCGUAGCCGUAGGUGUGGUCCUUCAACAACACCUUGCUGGUUCGACUCAACCACUUGCCUUUUUCUCCAAAACACUCUUACCAGCUGAGACACGCUACAGUGUCUUUGGCCGUGAAUUACUUGCCAUUUACCUGGCCGUGAAGCACUUCCGGCAUUUCCUUAAGGGCCGUGACUUCACUGUUUUCAGUUACCACAAACCGUUGACUUUGCACUUCGUUCUCACUCCGACAAGUACUAUCCUAGGGAAAUCGCUCACCUGGACUACAUCUCCCAAUUCACCACCGACAUCCGCCACAUUGAAGGCACGAAGAAUGAGGUGGCUGCUUUGUUGUCCAGAUCCUCGCUGUCUUCCCUCCAGCUCGCACGUGGGAUCGAUCUUUGUGCCAUGGCGGCUGAGCAACAGCGAGUCGGUUGUCUUGGUGACGAGUCUGUUAGUGGUCUCCUACUCAAAGACGUUCCUCUGAUGACCGGCUCUGGUACAGUACCUUGUGACGUCUCAACUUCCUUUCAUCGCCCUUUCAUGCCCGCCUCGAUGCGUCGAGCUGUAUUUCAAACUUUGCAUGGAAUCUCUCACCCUGGGGUCCGAGCCUCUCAAAAGCACCUCGCGGAAAGAUUUUUCUGGCCUGGCAUGAACAAGGAUGUCAAAGCUUGGGCCCGGUCGUGUCUGAGCUGCCAGCGCAACAAAGUGCAGCGUCACGACAAGUCCGCACCAGGCACUUUUCCCAGUCCCGAAGCGCGGUUCAGCCAUGUGCACCUGGAUGUCGUAGCCCCGUUGCCUUCAUCAAAUGGUUUCACCCACCUUACCUGCGUCGAUCGAUAUAGCCGCUGGGCUGAAGCUAUUCCUUUGCCGAAUGUGCAAGCCGAAACCAUCGCGAAGGCCUUCGUCAGUCGUUGGGUCGCCAUGCUCGGUGCCCCAUCCACGGUUACGACUGAUUGUGGUGUCCAGUUCGAGUCGGCGCUUUUCCAAACUCUACUCAGUUUCCUUGGCUGCACACGCAUUCGGACGACAGCCUACCACCUAGCUGCUAACGGUAUGGUGGAACGUUUCCAUCGUCAGCUAAAGACCGCUCUGCGUGCCGUAGAAGACCCAGGAAACUGGUCGGACAACCUUCCUCUUGCACUCCUCGGCAUCCGCGCAGCUCUGAAGUCGGAUCUGGGCUGUAGCUCAGCUGAAUUGGUUUUCGGCACUACCCUCCGACUCCUACCUACCCUCCGAGGUUCCACCUCGAGCUCCAGUGACAGAGUCUUAUGUCGAAAAAGGCUUGGACAAGUUUACUCAUCUGAUCGUCCGCUGUGA